This is a messenger RNA of Manihot esculenta (cassava), 4716 nucleotides long. RefSeq names its product integrator complex subunit 3 homolog. NCBI's taxonomy places the organism in Eukaryota, Viridiplantae, Streptophyta, Magnoliopsida, Malpighiales, Euphorbiaceae. The transcript is spliced from 3 exons. Gene Ontology annotation, cellular component: cytoplasm. The record is from RefSeq and is a predicted model, not a curated record. Bases 377 to 3355 code for a protein of 992 amino acids.
CCAAUCUCCAGAGUAGGGCGCCCAAAAAUAAAUGAUUCGACGCCGUUUAACCCCUCAUAUUGCCGUUUCCUCUUCGGCCGCGCAAUCUUCGGUUGAUGAAACGGAGAGCAGGUGGAAGAAAGAACGGUGCUUGUUCUCGGAGUGGAAAUCCUUGGGGAAAGGAAACUCGUUGCUAUUGAUUGCUGAAACGAGCGGGAAAAUCCAUGCUGUUGAUUGCUCGAUAAAAAUUUGAUUUCAAUUGUUCCACUUUCUGGAAACCCUUAUCCACUCCAACAAGUAAGCCUCAACAAGUUUCUAUCUUGGCCUUCCUAUUUGUUUUAUCUAUGCUGAUUUUAAUUCUCUCUUAUUUGAUGUUAUUGAGUUAGAGGAACUCAUUAUGGCCUCUAAGCUACUUAAAAUCGGUAUGCACGAAGCCGGUAACCAGCUGGAAGUCUCUCUAAGGCAAGCCUUUGAGGAGCUUGAACCUAAACUAAGACCUCCCUUUUCCUUGGCCAUCCCAAGCGCGCAAGAAUACUUACAGCUCAAUCGUGCCAUUCUUUACGGGCUUUUGACUGAACCCCUGUUGGCCAAAACCCAUAUUAAGCAUCUACAUGCAAUUGUUACUGAUGGGUAUAGGUUUUUUAUUCAUUUGAUGGUCAAAAUUGUAAAUGAUUUGUAUGCUAAGCUCGUGGAUUCAGUAAAGGAUCAGUUGAUUUGGGUUGUUAAAGAAAUGGUUGGUGUUCUAGGAGUUGGUUUUGAUGGCUUGUUGGUGUCUUUGUUGAGGCAAAUUAUUGGUGGGGAUUUUAGUGAUAGGAAUUUGUGGUUGUGCUCUGAGUUGGUGAGCCUUUUCCUUAGUAAAUGGGAUUGUUUACUAGAAGAAGAGCCAUUGCUUUUGACUAGUGCACUUUAUGCAUAUCUUAGGUUGUUAGCUGAUCAUUGUAGGCUAUCAAGCAAUGUGAAGCUAGAACCUCUGAAACUACUGGAGAUUGAGUUUUGUGUCAAAAUGUUGAGAGAGCAAUUUCAUUUGUGUAUGAAGAUCGGGAGGGACCUUAUUAGAUUACUGCAAGAUUUGGUUCAUGUCCCUGUGUUUCGAGCUAUAUGGAAGGAUUUGGUACUGAACCCAGGUGAGUUCAGGACUGCAGGAUUUUCAGAUGUUUCUCAAUUGUACUGCUCUAGGACAUCAAGUCGAUAUUUUUUGCUUCGGAUAACUCCUGACAUGGAAACUCAGUUGAGGUUUUUGCUUAUGCAUGUGAAGUUGGGAAGUCAAAAACGGCACCAAUUAUGGUUUGCCAAGAAGUUUCUUUUUGGACCAGAGAAAGAGACUGUCGUAGUGGACAUUGUUCGAUUUAUAUGUUGUGCACACCAUCCAUCUAAUGAAACUAUCCAGUCAGACAUCAUACCAAGAUGGACCGUUAUAGGAUGGCUACUGAAAACUUGUAGAAAGAAUUACGUUCUAGCCAAUGUGAAGUUGGCCUUAUUUUACGACUGGCUUUUCUUUGAUGAAAGAAAUGAUAAUAUAAUGAAUAUUGAGCCAGGAAUGCUAUUAAUGGUAUGUUCAAUACCCAAAUAUAUUGACAUGACUCACUCUCUUCUUGAAUUUUUGUUGCUUCUUGCAGAAAACUAUGAUGUGGAUCGUAUGCAUUUAAUCUUUAGGGGUCUGUCAUCAGCUUUCAAUAUACUUGUUCAGAAAGGAGUGGUUCACUCGCUGGAUGUUUUAACAUCAUGUGAUGCACUUUCUCCUUUCUUGAAAGAGAGACUUGGGAGGUUAUUGUCAAAUUUGAAAAUGGGCAUCGUUAACAAAUUACAGCCUCUCCAUCUUCCUCAUGACUCUGUGCCUCCCUUGAGCUUGCAAAAUCCGUCCUUUCUGAAAAGUCCAACACCUGCACUUGGACAACAACAACCCGCAGAUGAGGUGGAAGUUAGACCUAGCACUGAACAUGCUGAUUCUUCUUUAACUUUUUCAGAAAGCUCGGUUACUACUUCUUGCCCAUCUAUUAGCAACAGUGAGAGUCAAGUUGAUGCUAUCGGGAAUUUGUUACAAAACCUUGGUGGAUCUAUAAAGAAGUCAAAUAAACUGGCUCUUCAGAUUUUGGAAGCAAUACUGCUGUCACUUGUGAAUUUGGAUGAUCAGGCACCAGCACUUGUUUCAAUUUCUCCUGAAACAAUAUGUUCCAGAAUAGCAGAUCAAUUUGAAUCAAUUAAUUGCAAAUUAUUUCCCCCACUCGAUAAAUGUCCUAGUGCUCCUUGUUCUGGCUAUGAAAUUAGGUCUGCCACAGUCUUAAUUGUUCGUGCCUUCUUAUUGUCACAGCAUCAAAGGCUGGAGGGAAUGCUUUUAUUCUGGUCAAGGAAUGAUUUUCCUGUAGGAGUACACUUAUUGUCUUAUGCAUCAGGGCUAGCUUAUGAAGCACAUGCAGCAGGUUACUUAGGAAAUGCAAUAGUUGACAACAAUUUUGAUAAAUUAUGUAAGUCAGACUUCCCAUUAUUGAAGUUUCAUAUUGAUGGAUAUUUUUCUUUGCGUGAUGGAAGAAUAGAACAUUCUCAUGAAGACAUUAUUCCUACUUCUGAAAUGGAUAAGUUUAUUACCAAGUUGGUGGAAAAUGCUUUUGCUGCUUACAAAUGUUUUCUUCAGUGCUCUAGAGCUGUCUCACCCAAAUUAGAUGAUAUAUCUUUGUCAAAGCUCCUUAUACGUGACAUAGUUUCAUUUUUAGAAUGGGAAAAGAAAAAAGCAAAGUGUUUAUUUUGCAGCAUCUUCCAUCACUUUGCUGAUCUAUGCAUUGGUGACGAAGAAAUUAUAAGGUUACUGGUGAGUCAGUUGGAUCAUGCUGAUCUAACUGAUAUACAGUUUGAAAUUGGAUUAAAGAAAUUCUCUAUUUUCGGGAAGAACACUCGAACCAUUUUUGUCUUGGUGAAGAAUUCACUUAGUUGGGAUUCUCUGGAGCAGCAUAAGUUUUGGGGCUUGAUUAGAUCAGAGCUUGCAGUUUCCGAGGUUCAGGUGGAGAAGAUAAUUUUUCAAUUUCUUUGCUGUGCUGAUUUAGAUGCUAAUAUUAGUGCCAUUGCAGUUUCUGGCCUUCUCACAUUGUGCAGUUGUUGUGCACCCAAACCUGAGCUUGUUGGGACAGUCAUGUUACUGCCCAAUAAUGCGUUCCAGGACUUCGCUGCAACAGCUUUGGCUACGUGGAUUGUGUCUAAUCCUUCAAUGCUAUUUGAUAGUUUGACUAAAUUUUCAGAGGAACUUAACAGCAAGAAUGGUGAUGGUUCUGCUCGCAUUACAAUCAACCGCUCUGCAGUUCUAUGGUUAUUGAAUUAUUUUACUGCACAAGGGAUGAAUGCCUCAGAUAUUUUGAGCAGUUUAUCCUCAAAUAUUCAAGGUGAAUAAAUGACAGACAUCAUGGUGGAAUGAAUAUUAAAUAAUGGUUCGGUCUUCAUAUGGCAAAUAUCUGAUUCUACAACCUAUGUAACAAGUGGCUGAGCUUGUGAACUAGAUAUUUUUUUUAAGAACUUCGUUGAUCUGCUGCUUAAUGGGCUCAAAUGUUAUCCUUGCAGCUGUCAUCACUUUGUUUAUUCAGAAGUAGCUGUGGCUCAGACUGAGACAGUUUAGGAUAUGCUUAUGGUAUCAUGACAGCAAUCCAGUUUCUGCUAGACAAGUCACUGAUUUAUGAUUGAGUUUCCCUAGGAUGGCAAUUUAUGCAAUGAUGACUGCAAUACAUGUUUCUACACUCUUGAUGUUUAAGGUGGGUGAGAUUGUCAUCGUUUCUGGCUGGAAUUGCUGGACUUGAUUGUCCUCAUGUCAUGCUACUCUUCUGAACAGGAUAUGUUCUGCUGUAUUCAAGUGAGGAGGCAUAAUGGCUUGUCGUUCAUCAGGGAAGCAAAAUGUAUUAUAAGUUGGGUGCAAAGCCAAGGAUCAAGUUUUCAUUUCUUUUGGAGCAUAUUUGGAAUCGAAAAUUUGUGGGGUAUCAUCCUGGAGGAUUUACUUAUGCAUGAGAGAAAUAUAUAUUCUUGUGAUGACCCCGUGUUCUUUAUUUGCUAAUUUCAUCAAUAUAUGGUGCUGAUCCAACAGAAUUAGGAUCCUGAUCCAACUUUUGAUUGCUUUCAAAAUAUUCAUGCCUGAGGUGUACGGGAUCUGCAAAGAAAAGCUGAAGCGGAAAUAUGGUCCUGAAUUUUAAAAGUGUUAAUUCUGCAGUAGUUAUCAUAAAGAAUGAAGAACGGAAUCAUGUGAUUAGUCUUUGAGCGUUCAACAUUUCUUCACCAUAAUCACGGAAGCAGCAGUGCAAUUGUAUCUUACAAAUUCAUGAUGAAAUCUAUUUUAUCACCUUCCUCCUUACCUUAUUAUCUUCUGAGGGUUUCCUCCGCAGCCCGCCACCGCUUGUAUUAUGGAUCACAGGCAUGCUCUCCCAGACACAACCCCGCUGGUCAACUCCCUCCUUUUGCGUGGAAUGGGAACCCUCCCAAUAUAGAGCCCCCCUUAUCACCGACUUUUCCAAAAAUGUUAAAGGCUCUGGUUUCUCAACUCCCUCUAUGAACUCCUUGGCAUCUUCAACGUUGAUGGUCAAGUAUGGACCCUGCAGUGCAAGAUUGCUAGCCGUGAAUUUAUUGCUAGAACUUUUACAAACAUUUCAUUUUGCUGCUAGUUAAAGUAAAUUUGGUUCAUGUAGCUUAACUUUUUUCUCAUUAAAGACAUCUUGUCAUUCGUUUCAUUAAGGAUUGUGAUUGUUGAGUGUGAUAAUUCAUGAUUUUAUC